Molecule: messenger RNA, 489 nt
Organism: Penicillium bovifimosum
Lineage: Eukaryota; Fungi; Ascomycota; Eurotiomycetes; Eurotiales; Aspergillaceae
Exons: 1
Coding region: 1-489 (162 amino acids)
Source: RefSeq, a predicted model, not a curated record
AUGCUGGGACCAAUUUCAAGCCAGCUGAUCUCGCUUUCACUCCUGGCAGCAGCACGGGGAGGGACGGAGGUGGGAGCGGUGGGACCUGGUUCUCCAAUUGGACCCGAGCUUGGGGGCGGCAAGUCAUUCAGGAAUUUGUUGGCCGCCCGACGUGUCACUGGAGGUGCGAGGCCCAAUACGCGGAAGGGCUGGAGACGCAAAGCUUCGAGCCUCAGAAACGCGAGUUCAUUCGCGUUAGUAUCAGGGUUGCGGGACGUCGGUGUUGCAGAAGUUGAUGUGGAAGUCGUUAGUGUUAACGACAUUGCUGGCGACGAUGUCGUUGGCGUUAACGGGGUCAUUGGCGCCGACGUCGCCGACAGCGACAACGAUGCUGGCGUUAACUGGGUUAUUGGUGACGACGUGCUGACAUUGGGACCAAUAGGGCCGGACAUAUUGGCGGAAAGUGCGUGGCCAUACUUUCUGUGCGCGUCGCUUCUUCAAGUCGCAUGA